CUUGGAAUGGCCCUGCCGUGCCCGUGCCAUGCCGGAGUUCAAUCCAUUAAUGAAUAAUCCAAUGACCCGAGGUGUGGCUACACCACUGGCUAGAGCCUACAGCCUUGAUGAAGCCUAGAACCAAGCCAAAACCACAUCAGCCAAAACAGCCUUCCAAUCUCUCACACGCACACCCCCAUACCAUGCCCCUGAGAAACAUUAGAGCCACGCCAGUACACCUUGCAUACUCCAAUCGUCCAAUCGUCCACCUCGUGUCACUAACUCAUAACUCGUCACCCCAAGUCACCAUGGGAAGCAUCCUUGUAGGAUGACUGAGCUGAGCCUCAUUUCCUCACCGUUUUGCACACUGAAAAUAACAACAAUCCUUCCCCAAGGAACGCUCCACACGGCCCCUUUUCAGCCAACGUUUGGGAUUCUCUUCUGAAAGUGCCGAACCAUAGCGUUGGAAUGUCCUUUCGCAUAUUUGUCCCAUGUGCCCCCCUUCACAUAAGUCAUUCAGGUACACGGAUCGUGGCACCACCCUUUGGAGAAGGCCACAUGUAAGAUAAGGCUCCAGUCAGAACAUUGGGAUGGCAAAUGGCAGAUGGAAUACCCAUAUCCCAGACUCAGAUAGAGACGUGGCAGGAGGAUCGACCACAGAUCAGCGGAACUCUGCUGGCUCAAUCCAGUACUUCAGAGCUCCACGGCCAGAGCUUCCCAAAAACGAGCCAUAUAGCUCGGAAGGCGGCAGUUGGUGCAGCUGCUCAAAAACCUGCUAGCGAUCCCGAUAUAUUUCCCAGACAGCCGUUAUCUGAGUCAUAUCUCUGUCGGCAAGAAUUUCGAAAUGAAAAUCGUGAAUCCCAUGAACAUUAUUCCAUGGAGGCGGAGACUCCAGCCAUGAUUGAAUCUCCAGGAGGGAGUUUGCGAGAGCAUUCUGACCGCAACUCAACCCCCAGAACAAGAUCUCGAGGGGUUACGUAUACAUCAUCAACCUCAAGUCCGGGCUUCCACCACGAUCCUUUUCAACAAGACUCCGCGCACGUUUCAACUGGAGGGCCUCAGGACCAAGAUUCUUCAGAUGACGAUUCUGACACCAGAGAGCAGCAACUAAGAGCAAGGGAGCGAGUUGUGAUACUUCGUCGCAGAGUCCUGAAGACACGUCAAAUCAGGCGAAAAAGUCGAGACAGCCUUGGUCAACUCAGAGAAAGAACACGGUCCGCCCUUGACAAGUUAACUCAGAAAAUCAAUGAAUUGGCUGCGCUCAACAGGCUCCAAGAAGGAAUUGGACUGUACUAUGAGGAGUUUUGUGCUGCUCAAGACGAGUUGGGACCUGCUGAGCACGAAUAUGAGAGCCUCGAAAACAGGCUGGAAAACGAGGAGCAAGAUCUCGAGGAGGAGGAAGAGCAAUACUAUGAGCUUUACCGGUACAAGAAAUACUUUGAAGCUUCUCAUCAAGGUUCGAGAGUAGAGCGAGCAGUUUCCUCUUCCACAAAGCUAGAUGACAAACCCAACAAUACAAACCAAAUCCUCAUCAUCAACAGCAACCUACUGCAGGAGUACUUUUCAAAAAUCGAUGAGGCGCUGGCCUUGAGGAGAGAACUCCAGAAUCUUGAAGAUGACUAUUAUCGAGUGUCGGAAGAUGCGAAUUUGCGCAGACGCAAUGGAUUCCCCCUCUUCGCAACUAUGUCGAGCUUCCUCGCCGAUUACCCAACUUCGCGUGCUGAAAUCCUCGACAGCCUCUAUCAAGCGGAAGAAAACAUCUUCGACCUCCGAGAUGAAUGUAUCAAGCAAGGCGUGUUCUCCAGAGACGAACAUCGGUACGAACCUCGCGACGCGUUGCGGGACGAGCUCCUAGACGCGGUGGAUGAAGCGCUAGAGCGAUCUCCUCUUCGCGUGGCCGCACAGCAUGUCAAACACCCGGAAGAAAUAAAGCAAGAAAUUUCAAACAAAAGGGACUAUGUGAACAAGUGGCUGUUGGAAUGGGUCCAAGAAUCAACUGUUGACAUGAUGAUGUUGCGAACUUUCAUUUACAUCAAAUGUCCCGGCAUAUCAGAAACACCACAUAAGACAUUGGUAGAAAUGGGCGAUGAUAAGUGGACAGAAUACUCUCUGAAGAAUUGGUAUACAGAUGAAGCUGGAAAUCUUGCAGAUCACUUCUACAACGCUAGCAGGUUCGAUGCCAUCGCUGGAGAUACAAACGUGCUCAACAUUGGCAGCACCCGCUGGUCACAAUCCAGCGACAGCCUGCGCAGCAGCCUGCAUGUAGCUCCUAACUAUGAUCCCUCUAUCGAUCUUGACUUCAUGGAAAGCGAUCCAGCCUCCGUUGCUACGCAAAGCGGCGGGUUUGAUACGACACCAACGAAACCCAAAUAUGGCGAUGGAGCUAACACACCCACGACGCUCGACAUCAACGAAACUUCACCGGAGAUAGGAGAGAACUCAGACGACUCCCCAAUAUCGCCAACUACUGUGCCUGAACUAACAAAUACAACCGCCCAAAGUCCGUCGGUGUCCCGCUUACCUCCCAUGAUUUCUUAUGGAUCAAACCCUCCACCACCACGCAUCGAUGAACCAGAACAUACCCUCAGCCCCAAUACAUCGAUCACGACCUCCAGAGCUCCUUCUCUAACAAGCAACACGAAUUCAUUCACAUCACUGGCGCCAUCGGAGCGCAGUGCCCGGACGUCCUUCGACGCUACGGAAUCACCGGCAUCGAAACCACUUCUAUCACCCCAAACCUAUCAUACACAACCAUCUAAACCCGAAACUUCAGAAACACCUCCAUCGAAGUCACGAUUUCUCGAAGCUCCAAAAAACACAUUAUCGAGAUCAUCCAGUCUUAAAGCCCCCAAAAGACCAACUCACCAUCUCUCCAGGCGUAGUCUUGACUACCUGACGACGCAAUUGACUCUCCACCCCGCUUUGCGGAAGAGUGCAAGCUUUACUCGCGAAUAGCUUCACAAUUCCUUUUUGAUAUCACUCGUUGAUGGCUCAAAGUUCUCCUCGUUAGAAUGUACGAGCGGUGUCUCCCCAGUUCUCAUUUCCCUUCUUUACAGCAAUAGUUUUACAGCGCAGGCGUUAAGUGAGGUACAGGAAUUUGGACAUGGCUUUUGCUUCUUUCCGUCAACUAUUUUUCCUUCUCCACUUACGCACUAUCUGCUCAUUCUACUUAUGAUUCACGAUUCUCUUCUCAAUCUUCUCUCGGCGGGUCCGUGUUCGACCAUACAUCAUUAUCUAGUUUUAUAGUCCGUUUGUUCACCAGGCGUUUAUAUAGUAUAUCUUGGCUUUUAUUACAGCGAUUAGCUUUACUUGUUUUGUUUUUCAGAAUGUACAAGUCUAUAAGCGAGGGGGAUAAUCGGAGUGUAUUUAGGAGACUCAGAUACCCCUUAUAUUGCAAAUGCCAUUCAUAUUUACCACUCGCACCUCAUAAAUGAACAUCUCACUCUUACCAAUUUCACCCUCUUAAGUGCAGCCCCCUCAAAGUGCAAACCAGCCAGAAAAAAGCACCUACUCACUCUACCGUCAACUUCGUACCUCCAAGCUAUCUUUCAUCUAGUCUCAUCUCAUCUCAUCCCGUGCCACAACUGUAACACCUUCCCAAUCCUCUGCCCUUCUAAUUUCCACCCCACUCAGCUCGCUCUCGCAAACAAACCCAAUAGUGGCCGCAGUAAACUACCUAGUCAGCCGCCACCACGCCCGACUCAAUUAGCAGCCUCAUCUCGCCUCGCCACAAUCCGCGUCUGUGCCUUCGUAACGUCUUAAUUUCACAUGCACUUAUGACACCUUUCUAUUUCCGGGUUUGGUUCGAAGCUCUCAAUUUCGGACAAGGGUUAGGGUUAGGGUUAGGAAAAGUCACCGAACCAUCAUCCUCGUCAGCCUCGUCUUCUUAAUCAACUGCCCGAAACGGGCAGCAGUUACUGACAGUCACGCUCGGCGCUCAUGUCAAGGCAAAUCUCAAGUCAGCUCAAAGGAUCCGGUCUAUCUAGUGCAUCUGAUCACAGGCACAUGUCACUUCCCGUCCAUGAGGUUGACUCACACGGACGGGCAGUUGCGUCGACCAUGCCCACCGCCCUGUUUGUUUGAGCUUAUCUUCACUAACCAGGUAACGGGAAGUCAGGUAGUGGGGGCUGGAUUUACGCGAAUCCGACAGUUAUUGAGCUCGUUUAUUAUGGAUUCGGUAUUUUGGAUUUUAGGGUUUGGAUGGUGGUGUUGAAGCAGCGGUGUGGAAGUGGGUCGGAUCCGGGCAGCUGGGUCAGGGGCGGGAUCGGUGUAGCUUGUGGGUGCUGUAUGCAAGGGGCGGUGUGGUAGCGACGACAUGUUUACUCAAAUCAGACUGCUCUUGCUUGAGUAGCUAGGGUGAUGUGAGAAUGGAG
Messenger RNA from Cadophora gregata, 4352 nucleotides. RefSeq lists its product as uncharacterized. The transcript has 2 exons. The record is from RefSeq and is a predicted model, not a curated record. NCBI's taxonomy places the organism in Eukaryota, Fungi, Ascomycota, Leotiomycetes, Helotiales, Ploettnerulaceae. Bases 577 to 2934 code for a protein of 785 amino acids.